CAGAUACAGAAAGUGAAAGACUUCGUGGACUUCGUGCUUUCCUGGAAGCUUAACUGUUAACGUAAGAGUUAAGAGUUUCAGUUUCAAUAUCACAACCGAUCUCUUUUGCCGUGCAAACGCGGACAACAGACUGAACAACAACCUCACUGUACGGUACAGUGUUGCCGAGUGUUUCUAUAGGACAGCAUCAUGGCAUGCCAGACAGUAUCCAUGAAGGAACCAGUAUGUCUGAUAGAGAACGACAAUGAUGGGAAGCUGCGUGUGGUCCGCAGUGCACUGGACAUCCUGGACCAGAUUGACCAGCAUGUGGUAGUGGUGUCGGUGGUCGGUCUGUACCGCACUGGCAAGUCCUACCUCAUGAACAAGCUGGCUGGGGAGAGGAAAGGUUUUGCCCUGGGAGCCACCAUCCAGUCCAAAACUAAGGGCAUCUGGAUGUGGUGUGUGCCUCACCCUGAAAAAAGAGACCACACCCUGGUGCUGCUGGAUACAGAGGGGCUGGGGGAUGUGGAGAAGGGUGAUGAGAAGAAUGACAACUGGAUCUUUUCCCUGGCUGUCCUACUCAGCAGUACUCUGGUGUACAACAGCAUGGGAACCAUUGACAACAAUGCCCUGGAGAAACUACACUAUGUGACAGAACUGACAGAGCACAUCAAGGUGAAGUCCAACCAGAGAGACGGGGAGGAAUCUUCAGAGUACCUGCGUUACUUUCCUUCCUUUGUGUGGACAGUCAGAGAUUUCACCCUGACCCUGGAGGUUGAUGGGAGACCCAUCACAGCCAAUGAGUACCUGGAGAACGCUCUUAAACUGAGAACAGGUCAUAGUAAGAAAGAUCAGGCAUACAAUCUGCCUCGUAGCUGCCUGCGGAACUAUUUCUCUCCUCGCUGGUGCUUUGUGUUUGAGAGGCCAGCCAGCGGAGACAAAAUGAGACGUAUGGAGGAGCUGACCGACGCUGACCUGGAGCCUGCCUUUGUGGAGCAAGCCAAGGAGUUCUGUGACCACGUCUUCAAUGAGGCCAAGACCAAGACCCUGAAACAGGGCCUGAAAGUUACCGGCAGACUGCUGGGAAACCUGGCAGAGACGUAUGUGUCUGCCAUCCGGAGUGGGCAGAUCCCCUGCCUGGACAAUGCUGUGUUGGCGCUGGCCCAAAUUGAGAACUCCAGUGCCAUCGAGAGGGCCAGGGUCCACUACCAGAAGGGCAUGGCUGACUGGGUAGCCUACCCCACAGAGACCCAAGAGGAGCUGUCUGAAGUGCAUGCUGUCAUGGAGAAGGAGGCUGUGGCCAUAUUCAUCAACAACUCCUUCAAAGACGAGGACCAGAAGUACCAGUUGGAGCUCAUGAAAGUGGUUCAAGAGGAGUAUGAGAAGAUCUGUGAGAGGAACUACAAGGAGUCCCAGAAGGCAUGCGAGUCCAAAAUCCAAUGCAUCUUUGCCCCCCUGGAGGAGAAAAUAAGGGAUGGCUCCUACAUGACCCCUGGAGGAUACAAAGAGUACUGCAACGACCUGAAACUGGCCACCAGCAAAUACAGAUCUGAGGGAGGAAGGGGAGUGAAGGCUGAAGAGGUACUGAAUGAGUACUUGGGAAGGAAGGCGAGCAUUGGUGAGGCCAUCCUGUCAGCAGACCACUCCCUCACUGAAGCUGAGCAGAGAGCAGAAGCGGAGCAAGUGAAAAGGGAGGCAUCUGAGCGGGAGAAUCGAGCCAUGGAGGUGCAGCUGGUUGUCCAGGAGAGGUUGAGAGCGGACCAGCAGAGGACGUAUGACGAGAAUGUGAACCAGCUGAUGGAGAGGAUGGAGAGAGACAGCAGAAAUGCCAUAGCAGAGCACGAUAGAGUUCUGCAGGCCAGACUCAAGGAGCAGAAUGACCUUCUCCGGCAAGGGUUUGAUGACAGAGCACGCCAAAUGCAAAGAGAGAUAGAUGCCCUUAAGGGUGCGAAGGCACAAGAUGAAGAGAAAAAACCCUCAUUUAUGAGCACAGCUCUGGAUACUGUUGGGACUGCAGCUACCUUGUUCCUUCCAGGAAUAAUUCCCAAAGUAGGAGGAAUGGCUGUGAAAUUGGUGUCUAAGUGGUUCUGAUGUAGGUUCCCGAGGAGGAUGACAAGCUAUUAUUUUUAUAGACGUGGAUUGAUUGAAUCUGUAUUUAUUGAUAGUUGAUUCAUGGAUUUAAGUUAAGCACUCAGUCAAGGUUUUAUUUGAUGUUAGUUUUUUUGUAAGUCAUUUGAACAAGUAAUUAGCAUGCCUAAUCAUAAUGAAGUAGAUCUUUUAGAAAGCACUCUUAAAAAUGUUUUUCAGUUGUUUUACGAUUACCAAAUAGGCCUACGUCAUUUUAACACUGACGACAUUUACAUGCACACCAAUAUCCUGUUAUUAUUCGGGAUACUCAAGUAUUCUGUUUUUGAGUUGAUGCAUAUAAACGUCAUAUUCCGUUUACAAUAACCUGAAAAAGCUUGUAUCCCGGUUAUGAGAAUCCCGUAUAAGACGCCUGGGAUAUGCUGAUUUUAGACGGUAAUCUGUGGCAUGUAAACAUCCUCUUCCAUUUCCUGUUUUCCACGGUCUGCACAGGCUCAAUAUCACAUAUCAUUGGUGUUGUGUGAUUAUGUUUUCAUCUGAUUGUCAAAGAAAUCACUUUAAAAAGUAGGCUACCAGUGCAAUUCAAUCCACCAUGAUAGUUUAUUUUGCUGAUACUCCGUGCUGGACCGUAUAGCCUACUAGCUACGUUCACCCCUAAUUUAGACAAGUUUGUGCCUAUAAUUUCUGAGAUUUGGUUGACCAUUUGUUUGUCAACUAUAGUUAGAUCCAUGCAGCUUCUCGUCUGUCAUGACUAAAUAUUGUAGUGCUCACCAGAAUAAUGUCUUACAUAGAUAGCAUGAAUGCAUUAUUAAUGUAGUUAACACCGGUAUAGUUGUCUGUUUGGUUUAGGAACCAGGGAGGGAGAAAACGUAAUAACUCCAAAACAGUGGAACUAUUGGUGUUUGUAUUUAUGUGUUUGUGUUUGAAAUACUGUCUGGUUGCCGAACAAUGCCAUAACAAAACUUUCAAAUUUUCUCAAGAGAUGCUGAAAUAAAUAUUUCUCCCCUCCUGUU
Oncorhynchus gorbuscha (pink salmon) is the source of this 3077-nucleotide messenger RNA. RefSeq names its product guanylate-binding protein 1-like. Gene Ontology annotation, molecular function: GTPase activity; GTP binding. The transcript is spliced from 11 exons. Lineage: Eukaryota; Metazoa; Chordata; Actinopteri; Salmoniformes; Salmonidae. Bases 190 to 2070 code for a protein of 626 amino acids. The record is from RefSeq and is a predicted model, not a curated record.